AUGAUUUUUACCAAUUUAUAUAGUGGAAAUCUUUGUUCAAUUUUAGCAACACCAUCCAGUCAUCCGUUUUCAACUAUUGAAAAAUUAGUACAAGCAUGCCAUUGUGGUCUGAUAAUACCGUUAGGAUUGGAUACUCCAUUUUAUGACAAUCUAAUCGUUUCUAAAUAUUUAAAAAUAGUUUCGAGAAAAGAAGAAGCUAUACAGAUGAUAAUUUCACCUGGAUUUCAUAAUGCCAAACAUUAUGCUUUUAUCUAUUCUCGUGAACGAUUACGUACAGCUCGAGCCUUUCAUGGUUCGAACAUACUUUACAUUCCGCCACGAACUGAAUCUACCUUUUUCCCAAUGAUAUUAGCCAUGCCAGUUCGAACGGAUUUUCCAUAUCGAAAAAAUUUUGAUAGAAUCAUAUCUCAAUCAUUUGAUUCUGGAUUAAUUAAACAGUGGUCAAAUCUUCAAACAUUUGCUAUCAGUCUUCGGCAUAGAGGAGAUAAUCACAAUGAUAUUAUUGAAGAUGCGAAUGAAAUUAUCGGCAGUUUUACUUUGCAGCAAUUGAAAAGUUUAUUCAUAUUAUAUUUAUUAUGUCUAUUAUCGGCUUUAUUUUUGUUCAUCAUUGAAAUUUGCUCUAAAAACUCAUGGUUUACCAACAACAUUCUUAAUUGA
Molecule: messenger RNA, 657 nt
Organism: Dermatophagoides pteronyssinus (European house dust mite)
Lineage: Eukaryota; Metazoa; Arthropoda; Arachnida; Sarcoptiformes; Pyroglyphidae
Product: glutamate receptor-like
Cellular component (GO): membrane
Molecular function (GO): ligand-gated monoatomic ion channel activity
Source: RefSeq, a predicted model, not a curated record